AUGGUGGGUCCGUGUACAUCCGGGUUCUGGAGAUGGAUGGUUCUGGUGCUGAUAGUGAUGACCGCAUCAGUGACUGGACAAGCGUGUCCAAUAGCAGGCUACGGCAGUUUUAAUGGAGUUUGCUACAAGGCCUUUCCUUACCCGAAGACGUACGCUGAGGCUAGACAGACGUGUGCGGCAGACGGGGGACUGCUAGCCGUGCCGAAGAAUGACGCCAUCAACACUUUCAUCUACAAUCUGGCAGGAGGUGGAAAUCAACAUCGUUGGAUUGGUUUGACUGACGCCACGGUCGAAGGGCAGUGGAUAUUUGAAGACGGUGAAACCCUGUCGUCUACCAGCUAUACCAACUGGGGCCCCGUUAACGGUGGCUGGACCAUCUGGGGCGCAUGGUCUAGCUGCAGCGUGACGUGUGGAGUCGGGACGGAGACUCGGGACAGAACCUGCACCAACCCUGCACCAGAGAACGGUGGGGCAGAGUGUGACGGUGCCGCUCAGGAGACAAGGUCUUGUGACACGGGACUUUCUUGUCCAGGUAACUCGAAUUAUAUUCCCUGUUCUUUUGCACUUUGCAUGGGUACAAUCAGCAGAGUCUAUAUACCUCCUACAAAGCAAGCACAACUUCAGUUAAUUUGUCUUCAUGUAGUUGACGGCGGUUGGUCGAGUUGGGGCGGAUGGUCCAGCUGCAGCGUGACGUGUGGGUCCGGGAGCCAGUCUCGUCACAGAACCUGCACCAACCCUGCACCAGCAUACGGAGGGGCGAACUGUGCCGGAUCCGCUCAGGAAACACGACAAUGCAACGCGGGGUCUUGCCCAGUUAACGGUGGCUGGACCAUCUGGGGCGCAUGGACUGGCUGCAGCGUGACGUGUGGAGUCGGGACGGAGACUCGGGACAGAACCUGCACCAACCCUGCACCAGAGAACGGUGGGGCAGAGUGUGACGGUGCCGCUCAGGAGACAAGGUCUUGUGACACAGGACUUUCUUGUCCAGUUAACGGUGGUUGGUCCGACUGGGACCAAUGGUCUAACUGCAGCGUGACGUGUGGAGUCGGGACGGAGACUCGGGACAGAACCUGCACCAACCCUGCACCAGAGAACGGAGGGGUAGACUGUGACGGUUCCGCUCAGGAGACAAGGUCUUGUGACACAGGACUGUCUUGUCCAGGUAACUAA
Molecule: messenger RNA, 1170 nt
Organism: Branchiostoma belcheri (Belcher's lancelet)
Lineage: Eukaryota; Metazoa; Chordata; Leptocardii; Amphioxiformes; Branchiostomatidae
Product: coadhesin-like
Exons: 6
Coding region: 1-1170 (389 amino acids)
Source: RefSeq, a predicted model, not a curated record